Messenger RNA from Amborella trichopoda, 3153 nucleotides. Its product is annotated as insulin-degrading enzyme-like 1, peroxisomal. The record is from RefSeq and is a predicted model, not a curated record. Gene Ontology annotation, biological process: peptide catabolic process. Gene Ontology annotation, cellular component: mitochondrion; cytosol. NCBI's taxonomy places the organism in Eukaryota, Viridiplantae, Streptophyta, Magnoliopsida, Amborellales, Amborellaceae. Gene Ontology annotation, molecular function: metalloendopeptidase activity; metal ion binding.
UCAAACUUCUCUCUGUGUUUGUGAGGGCAUGUACGAGGGCGCAUAGGAACCUGGUUUCUCUCUGAAGUCUUAACAAGCUUUUCUCUCUGCAUUCUGCAACCAAAGUUGAGAAAAAAAAUGGAGCACUCAAUUAAUGGAGGAGAUUUGAGAGGAAAUGAAAGAGUGGAGAUUUUGAAGCCUCGCAUUGAUAAGAGAGAGUAUAGGAGGAUUGUUCUCUCCAACUCUUUAGAAGUGCUCCUUAUCAGUGAUCCAGACACUGACAAGUGUGCUGCUGCAAUGGAUGUUAAUGUAGGAUCAUUUAGUGAUCCUGAGGGUCUUGAAGGCUUGGCUCACUUUCUUGAGCAUAUGUUGUUUUAUGCAAGUGAGAAAUAUCCAUUGGAGGACAGCUAUAUGAAGUACAUAACAGAGCAUGGGGGCCACGCAAAUGCUUUCACUGCUUCUGAGCACACAAAUUUUCAAUUUGAUGUUAAUUGUGAUUAUUUUGAGGAGGCGUUGGAUAGAUUUGCUCAGUUCUUUAUCAAUCCCUUGAUGUCUCCUGAUGCAACGAUGAGGGAGAUUAAAGCUGUUGACUCUGAGAAUCAAAAAAAUCUGUUAUCAGAUUCUUGGCGAAUGUAUCAGCUACAAAAGCAUUUAAGUGCUAAAGACCAUCCUUAUCACAAAUUCAGCACUGGAAAUUGGGAUACUUUGGAGGUAAGACCUAAAGCAAAAGGGCUAGAUACAAGAGAUGAGCUUAUUAAGUUUUAUGAGGAGAAUUAUUCAGCCAAUCUUAUGCAUCUAGUUGUCUAUGGGAAAAAAAAUCUUGAUGACAUUCAACAUAUGGUGGAGGAAAAGUUUCAUGGAAUUAGGAAUACUGCUAGAAGCUGUUCUAUUUAUCCUGGUCGUCCUUGUACUUCCGAGCACCUUCAGGUUCUCAUCAAAGCUGUUCCUGUUAAGGAAGGUCACAAGUUGAACAUCAUAUGGCCAGUUACACCAAAUAUUCGUCAUUACAAAGAGGGGCCUUGUAGGUACCUUAGUCACCUUAUUGGGCAUGAAGGGGAAGGCUCUCUGUUUUUUGUUCUGAAGAACUUAGGAUGGGCUACUAGUCUUGGUGCAGGUGAAACUGAUUGGAGUAAUGAAUUUUCUUUCUUUGCGGUUGGGAUUGAUCUUACAGAUGCUGGUCAAGAACACAUGGAGGAUAUAGUUGGACUGUUGUUCAAAUACAUACUGCUUUUGAAAGAGAGUGGGGUCAACAAAUGGAUCUUUGAAGAGAUUUGUGCCAUCGGGGAGACCAUGUUUCAUUUUCAAGACAAAGUGCCCCCCUUCAACUAUGUGGCUAGAGUUGCUUCAAACAUGCGGCUAUACCCACCCCACGAUUGGCUUGCAGCAUCAUCCUUAUUUCCAGAAUUCAAUCCAGAUACUAUCCAAAUGGUAUUACUGGAGUUGACCCCAAGUAAUGUCAGAAUCCUUUGGGAAUCAAAGAAAUUUGACGGAUGUACCAACAUGAUUGAGCCAUGGUAUGGAACUACAUACUCGGUUGAAAACAUUUUGGAUAUCACAAUUCAGCAAUGGAAAGAUGGAGCUCCCAAUGACCUGCUAAGUUUACCGGCACCAAAUGUUUUUAUACCCACUGAUUUGUCCCUGAAAAUUGUACAAGAAAAGGCUAAAUUUCCCGUGCUUCUAAGAAAAUCCUUCUUUUCGAGGCUUUGGUUCAAGGCAGAUACUCUGUUCUUUACUCCUAAGGCUUAUGUUAAGAUUGAUUUCAACUGUCCUGAGUCUGGACAUUCUCCAGAAGCAGAAGUUCUAACAGAUAUUUUCACAAGACUACUCAUGGACUACUUAAAUGAAUAUGCCUAUGAUGCUCAAGUUGCUGGCCUUUAUUACAGUGUAUACCACACUAGUACUGGAUUUCAGAUUGUGUCUAUUGGUUAUAAUCAUAAAAUGAGGAUCUUGUUGGAUACAAUUAUAACAAAGGUUGUUGAUUUCAAGGUGAAACGGGACAGAUUUUCUGUAAUAAAGGAGACCGUAAUAAAGGAGUAUCAAAAUUUCAAAUUUAAGCAACCUUAUCAACAGGCAAGUUAUUACUGCUCAUUGAUAUUAGAGGAUCAGUCUUGGCCUUGGAAUGAGGCUCUUGAGGCACUUUCUCAUCUUGAGGCAGAUGAUCUUGCCAAAUUUAUUCCAUGCUUACUUUCAAGGGCUUUCUUUGAGUGUUACACAGCAGGAAAUAUUUCUUCAAAUGAAGCUGAAUCUUUGGUGCAGCAUAUUGAAGAUGUUAUGUUUGGUGGUACCCAGCCUAUCUGCAAGCCUCUUUACCCUUCUCAGCACUUGACAAAUAGAAUUCUCAAACUGGAAUCAGGUGUAAAUUAUUUCUACCCUAUUCAGGGCCUAAACCAGCAGGAUGAGAAUUCGGCGCUGCUUUACUACAUUCAGGUUGGUCAAGAUGAUUUUAGGUUGAACGUGAAACUCCAGCUUUUUGUUCUCAUUGCAAAGCAGCCUGCUUUUCAUCAGCUUCGAUCUGUAGAGCAACUUGGAUACAUCACAUUUUUAACAAAAAGGAAUGAUUCGGGAAUACAAGGAGUGCAGUUUAUUGUUCAAUCCACAGUGAAGGACCCGGCCCAGCUUGACGAGAGAGUAGAGGUGUUUCUCGAUAUGUUUGAGAGUAAGCUUCAUACAAUGUCAGAUGAUGAAUUCCUUAGCAACAAAGGCACACUGAUUGACAUGAAGCUUGAGAAACACAAGAACUUGAGAGAGGAAUCAGCAUUUUUCUGGACAGAGAUUGAGGAUGGAACUCUCAAAUUUGAUAGGACAGAACCUGAGGUUGCUGCUCUUAGAGAACUGACAAAGAAGGACGUGAUUGAAUUUUUCAACAAUUAUAUCAAAAUCGGUGCUCCACUGAAGAAGAAGCUGAGUUUACAGGUUUAUGGAGGAGUGCAUUCUUCAGAGUAUGAAGCCGUGAUACGGAAUGAAAACAAUUGCCAUUCAAUGUGUAUUGAUGACAUUUUGUCAUUCAGAGGAUCACAGCCUCUAUAUGGUUCUUAUAAGGGAGGUCUGGGUCUAAUGAAGCUUUGAGUGCUAUUUGCAUUUUCUGGUCUCGUGAAACAUAUUUACUUUUUAUCCCAAACGACUAAUUAAUGGCCGUUCCGUCAAGUUAUAUGAAAAUACAGAAAUUGAUGAUUU